Molecule: messenger RNA, 432 nt
Organism: Schizosaccharomyces japonicus yFS275
Lineage: Eukaryota; Fungi; Ascomycota; Schizosaccharomycetes; Schizosaccharomycetales; Schizosaccharomycetaceae
Product: DNA polymerase delta subunit Cdm1
Exons: 1
Coding region: 1-432 (143 amino acids)
Biological process (GO): DNA synthesis involved in DNA repair; DNA replication
Source: RefSeq, a predicted model, not a curated record
AUGAGACGUAGAGAGAAUAUACAAGAUCAAUUUCCUCGAGUAGUUCGUUCAGGAGGACAAAAACCGAAACCUUUCCGAGAUAAACAACAAAAAAAUACAGAAAAGAAGGAACAGCUUACUCUGGAAGAGAGAGUUAGUCAGUUGCCUGAGCUACAGCGUAAAGUAAACGAAGAAUGGGAGUCUUCUGUGAACCAUAAUCCUCCGGUUCAUGCAGAAGGAAUGUCCAAAGUUGAGUUGGUGCUGCAUAAGUUCGAUAUGACAGCUAAAUAUGGACCGUAUUUAGGAAUGACGAGGCUUGAAAGAUGGCACCGAGCGGAAAGAUACGGUCUUCAUCCACCGGAUUUUAUUCGUCACAUUCUCGAGUUGCCAGAGGCAUACGAAGCCAAUAAUGUCCGAAAAUCCCUGUUUUACAGCGUAGCAUCCACAAAGUGA